UUCACACAAAAAAUAGAGAGAAAAAAAUGGAACCACAUCCGAGUGCAUUCUCCUCUAUGCUUCGAAGCAGGAGCAUUCAUUAUUCCUGUCUUCCUCAACCAUUGCUCGCUCUUAGUACAAAAAUCCUCUUUUCUUCGCCGUCAACCUCUUCUUCAGCAACCACUUCAUCUGAAACAAGAACUCGUUACCCUUCCAUAAACCCUAAAUCCUCAUUCAAUAGCCUUUCUCUAUUCUCCAACCAUCACUCUCUUCAAACCAUGACGAUUUCCAAGUGUUUCUCUCACUUGGAUGAAUCUGAUUCUGUAGUAGACUCUCUUGUUGUGGUUUCGUUCUACAAGUUCGCGGAUUUCCCUGAUCAUGCUGUGUUGCGUGUUCCUUUGAAGCAGCUUUGUCAAGAAUUGCGCUAUGUAAGGGUCAGGAUUCCCUGCAUUUUAAAUAGCAUGCAGUCAAAUCAAUCAAGAGACCAAAAUUCGUCGGGUGGUAUCAUUCUUGCGCCGGAAGGAAUUAAUGGAAGCCUAUGUGGCACGCGGCAGUCGGUUGAGAAAGUUCUUGCAUUUAUUCAGAGUGAUGAGCGCCUUAAGGGACUAAGACGUAUUGAAUCGCCAGUCAGCCCCGAGGAGGAGGCCAUACAUCACGGUCAGAAUGAUGGACAUAGUUCCAGUUCUCCUCUUGCUGCUGGGGAGGAUGUGCCUUUCCGAUGGGAUCAUGUGAGAGUCAAGUUGAAGAAAGAGAUCGUCACUCUUGGGAUGCCUACUAUAUCACCUAUUGAAAGGGUUGGAAAAUAUGUUGGCCCAAAGGAAUGGAAUUCUCUUAUUAGUGAUCCUGAUACAGUGGUAAUUGAUGUGCGAAAUAACUACGAAACCAGAAUAGGAAAGUUUAAAGGAGCUGUUGAUCCCUGCACGACAUCAUUUCGUGAAUUCCCAUCUUGGGUGGAGGAACGUUUUGAGCUUAUGAGAACAGAUGCUGAGUAUCCAAAAGUUGAUGUAAACCAUUCAGACCAAAGUGGUGAAAAGGAAACAGAGAGUACGAAACAACAGUUGCCGCGUAUUGCAAUGUAUUGCACCGGGGGUAUUCGAUGUGAGAAAGCUUCAAGUCUACUUCUCAGCCAAGGUUUCAAAGAGGUUUAUCACCUGGAAGGUGGAAUUCUGAAAUAUCUUGAGGAGAUUCCAGAGAAACAAAGUCUCUGGGAGGGAGAAUGCUUUGUGUUUGACAAACGUGUCUCGGUCGAGCAUGGUUUGGCACAAGGAAAUUUCAAGCUCUGUUACGGUUGUAAGCAGCCUGUGAGUGAUGCUGACAUGGAAUCUCCAGAAUAUGAAUAUGGAGUCUCUUGUCCUUACUGUUUUGCACAGAAGUCGGAAGAAGAGAAGGAGAGGGCUCGAGCUCGACAAAAACAAUUUCAAAGAUGGGGGAUCAUAGGUGGUCCAGAUAAGGGCCGUCGGCCAAAACUGGAAUCAGAUGUUUCUAGCAGUAAUCAAAGUCAACUUUCAAAAUCUAUUUAACAUCUUUCUUAUCUGUUUUUAUACAGUGUUUUUGCUUCUCUUACAUGUGUUAAGAGUGCUUUUUGAAUGAUUUGUUGUAAUAGAAACUAUUUGCUUCAAGCCUCUUUUUGAUAUUCUACAUUUAAUUGAGAAAUUUAGUGACA
Lathyrus oleraceus (garden pea) is the source of this 1642-nucleotide messenger RNA. RefSeq names its product rhodanese-like domain-containing protein 7. Lineage: Eukaryota; Viridiplantae; Streptophyta; Magnoliopsida; Fabales; Fabaceae. The coding region runs from base 27 to 1499 and encodes 490 amino acids. The transcript is spliced from 6 exons. The record is from RefSeq and is a predicted model, not a curated record.